AUGUCCGGCAGCAACUCAGCCGAGCUCGUUCCGAUCUACAAUAGCUCGGAACCAUUAAACUCUCUAAUCUUCGUCAACAUGUCCGGAAUAACCAAGCUCACACCAACCAACUACCUUACUUGGAAACUUCAAGUUUACGCUUUGUUUGAAGCUCUUGAGUUGCAUCACUUCAUCAGCGACACAGAUAACACUCCACCACCAACCAUCACCACCACCAGAGGCGUUUCUCUGCCGAAUGCGAAUCAGGCUCACUGGAAACGCCAAGAUAAGAUGCUUUACAGCUCCUUACUCAGCUCUCUCUCGCUCUCCGUUCAACCUUUUGUUGCACCAACUCAGAAAGAGUCUCAAAGGUACGCAAACGAUCACCGAGUACAUGGGAAGCGUUAUGACCAAGGCAGUUACUGCACAGUUACUGAGAUGGUGAAUGACAGAGUCAUUCCUAUCACCGUUGAAGAGCUUCACGAGAAGCUUCUCAACAAGGAAACCGAACUCAUCACCACUCAACAAGCGUCGCCGACUGCUAACGCCACGCACACCUCUCAAAAUAACUCGCUUGUUCUUGUUCUUGCCAUCCUUCCGAUCAUAUUAGUAACUGUCCACGAGAUCAUCAGCCGCAAAUAA
Molecule: messenger RNA, 621 nt
Organism: Microthlaspi erraticum
Lineage: Eukaryota; Viridiplantae; Streptophyta; Magnoliopsida; Brassicales; Brassicaceae
Source: the annotation of a GenBank genome assembly